Doryrhamphus excisus (bluestripe pipefish) is the source of this 3138-nucleotide messenger RNA. Its product is annotated as 12-(S)-hydroxy-5,8,10,14-eicosatetraenoic acid receptor. Gene Ontology annotation, molecular function: G protein-coupled receptor activity. The record is from RefSeq and is a predicted model, not a curated record. Lineage: Eukaryota; Metazoa; Chordata; Actinopteri; Syngnathiformes; Syngnathidae. Gene Ontology annotation, biological process: G protein-coupled receptor signaling pathway. Gene Ontology annotation, cellular component: membrane.
GGGGUCGCUGUCACUCAUGAGAAACUGCAGCUACGUGCUAGCUUGUGGGAGUCGCCAACGCUAGGAAUAGCUUCACAGAGCGUUCUCACACUUGGUGCCAACAAAGUACAGGACGUGUCACAUGAGCGAGCGUCCGUCAUAAAGCCAACGGGAAGGACAAUCACGGACUUUCAUCAGAAGAUUCAUGCUGAUGUUGAGACAUCAGACUUGCAGGUUUUCGGCUCGACUGGUUCCACAGUGACUCACGUCCUCGGGCUACAAAAGGAGGAGCUUUGGGCUCGGAGGCUGAACAGCAAAAGACAGAAGCAGUCGCUCCCCGCUCUGCCAGUCAAUCACUUCCAGAGCCGGACCUCGCUCGCUUGAACGGAACCACGACAAAACCAGCGGAGACGUGGAAAACCACCAGGAGCUUCGGAGAGAAUUCCACUGCAGAAACCGGUCGGACAGGACCGGGGGGUUGUGAGACCAGCUCGGUGAUUUCACGUGUGGGUUGGUUUUUGCUUGUUGCCGUGCGUGAAAAGCCGUGAGAACUUCCAGGCCGUCCAAAUGGCAAACAGCUCCGGGUACCAGCUCAUCGAGGACUGCGACGCCACGCACACGACGCUCUACAAGUUCUACGCCGCCAUCAUGAUUCUCAUAUUCAUCCUGGCCAUCCCGCUCAACAUGUCCGUCCUGCACCUCUUCAUCUUCAAGCUGAAGUUCUGGAAGUCCAACACCAACAACGUGUUCCUCUUCAACCUGGUGCUGGCCGACAUCCUGCUGCUCUUCUGCCUGCCCAUCAAGGCUCACAACUUCAUCCAUGGCGAGCGCAGGAGCGGCAACGAUGCCGUGUGCAAAGCCAUGCUCUUCAUGCUGUUCCUCAACCGAGGAGCCAGCAUUGCCUUCCUCACCGUCACCUCCAUCGACCGCUACUUCAACGUGGUGCACCCGGGCCGCAGGAACCUACUGAAGGCUCUCAAGAAGACACCGCACAUCUCCAUCUUCAUAUGGGUGCUCCUCCUGCCCCUCACCAUCCCCACCAUGCUCAAGAACUUCGACUGCUGCAACAGCCACAAGAGCAACGGGAAGGACACCUUGAUCGAGGACGUGGUGGACAGCCUGCGAGAGGCGGUCUUCUUCACGCAGAUCAUCAUCCCCUUCGUCAUCCUGGUCUACUGCACCGUGCGAAUCGUCAACCGGCUCAGGAAGAAGACCGUCGGGGACAGGACCAAGCUGAGGAGAGCCGUCUUCCUGGUGACGUCGGUCAUGGUGGUCUUCUCGCUCUGCUUCCUGCCCUGUACCAUCUCCAGGGUGAUCCUGUUGGUGGCCCGGGUCGAGGAGUGGGAAAACGCCUCCCAGGACAAAGCGACCGUGGCCUUCGACGGCCUCAUGGUGCUGUCCUACAUGGACUGCCUUCUGGACCCGCUGGUCUACUGCUUCUGCAGCACCAAGUUCAAGGCGCUCUACAUCUCCAGUUACUUCCCGUUUUGCAGCAAAGACAGUCCUCUUCAGCUGGACAGCUCCUCCACGGCGUACACCUCAAAUCCCAAACGCAACAAUGUCAUCUGAAGGUCAACCAGGGACCAGGGGGGACGAGACAGACCCACAGCCCCUCGCAUGGAAUUGACUUGUUAAGGGAGACCUGGACUGAUUUGCAAGCCGUGUUGAUGUCCAUUUGUGUUUAGGAUUCAUUACGUCCGCCUUAGCUAGCAGCUAAAACAACAUUUUACAUUUCCUUUUCAUGCACAUUAGCGCCGCCUACAGGACCGGAGUGGGGCAACAUCUCAGGCUGUCUUGAUUUCCUUUCCAAUGGAAUUUCCAAUGUUUAUGUUUAAAGCUGUCCUGCUUUUCUUUUCUUUUGUCCUUCCUCGCACAAGCAAACAUCACACAUACAACAUCUGGCAGAAUACGUCACCGUCCAGCACGUGCGGCAUCUGACACUGGGAGCACGUGCGGCAUCUGACACUGGGAGCACGUGCAGCAUCUGACACUGGGAGCACGUGCAGCAUCUGACACUGGGAGCACGUGCGGCAUCAAACAGUGGGAGCACGUGCGGCAUCCGACACUGGGAACAUUUGUGGCAUCUGACACUGGGAGCACGUGCGGCAUCUGACACUGGGAGCACAUGCAGCAUCCGACACCGGGAGCACAUGCGGCAUCCGACACGGGAGCAUGUGCAGCAUCCGACACUAGGAACAUGUGCGGCAUCCGACACCGGGAGCACGUGCGACAUCCGACACUGGGAGCACGUGCGGCAUCCAACACUGGGAGCACGUGCGGCAUCCGACAGUGGGAGCACGUGCAGCAUCCGACACUGGGAGCACGUGCGGCAUCCAACACUGGGAGCACGUGCGGCAUCCGACAGUGGGAGCAUGUGCGGCAUCCAACACUGGGAGCACGUGCGGCAUCCGACAGUGGGAGCACGUGCGGCAUCCGACACCGGGAGCACGUGCAGCAUCAUCAUAAUAUUCUGACCUUAUAAUAUUUUAAUUCUAUGCUACUAAAAUGACAUUAUUUUUUAUCAUAUUAUGAUUUAGUCCAACAUAUUUUUCUGGGUGUAAUGUGACUUUUUUUCCUUAAUAUUUUGACUUUAUUCUGAUAAAAUAACAGCUCCUUUUUAUUUUCCAACUAUGUCAAUAUUUUGGCUUUAUUCCCAGAAUAUUAUAACUUUUCAUCAACCUAAUUUUCCAAAAAUGAUAACUUUUUUGGUAUUCCAACUUUUUUUUUAAAUUGUUCAAAUGUAUGCUACUUUAAUGAUGUUCUUUUUUCCUCAUAACAAAUGCUUUAUUCUCAUCAAAUUAUGACUUUUUUUUCUCCAAAUAUUUUGAUUUUAUUGUUAUUUAUAUGUUUCAACUGUUAGUUUUCAUGUUAAAUGAUAUAUUUAGAAUGAGCUAAAAAAAAAACUUUAUGUCCCACUAACCUAACCUUUUGUGUGUGGUUGGUCCUGAUCCGGGGCCACAAACGGACUUUGGACACCCCUGCCUUACCUUUUGUAAAAACAAACCAACGUUCCAACAAUGUUAAGUGUCUCCUGCAGGCUUUGUGUUAUUUCAAGCUGUUAAAUGUUUACACGUCUUAAGAUGGGCUAGAAGCUCCUUAGCAAUGCUAAAGAUGGCGGCAUGACUGACUACAGCUGUACUAAGAACCAUAAUAAACAUA